AUCCAUCCAAACCGCGGAGUUGCCCACGUCCACCCAAUCCUCCUCCAUCCACGGCGGCGACCACCCCGCCGGCGUCCAUAACCCCUAAACCCCGGCGAAUCCCCCCGCCUCCGCCAUGGCCGACACGCUCGCCUUCCCUCUCCCUCUCCGCGCGCCCGCCCCGCCGCCGUCUUCCCCCAUCUCCCAGGCCUCCGCGCACUCCUCCCCUCCUCCCCGCAUCUUCUCCCUCCUCUCGUCCUCCCACCCCGCGCCGUCUUCCUCCACCUCCCGCAAGCCCCGCCUCGGCCGCCCAGGAGGAGGAGGACAGCAGCCAUGGCACCUCCCGCCGUCACUCUCACUCCCGGCGCGCCGAGCGCUGCUCGCCCUCCUCGACGAUCCGGGGCGCGCCACCUCCCCGCGGGACCUCCUGUCAGGGCUCCCCGCGCCCGAGCUGGCUGCCGUGGUAGGCGCCCUCGGCUCACGCGGCCAGCCGGGCGCCGCGCUCGCCGCCCUCCACGCCGCGCGCGAGCUCCACGGCGAGGGCGUGCUCCACCACCCGCGCGUCCUCGCCACCGCCAUCCGCGUCAUGGCGCGCGCGGGGCGCCUCGCCGAGGCAUCCGCGCUCCUCGACGCCGCGCCGGGCCCCGACGCCGGCGCGUACACGGCCCUCGUCUCCGCGUUCUCCCGGGCCGGCCGGUUCCGGGACGCGGUCGCCGUGUUCAGGCGCAUGGUGGACAGCGGAGUCCAGCCCGCCAUCGUCACCUACAACGUCGUGCUCCACGUGUACUCCAAGAUGGCCGUUCCAUGGAAGGAGGUGGUGGAGCUCGUCGCCUCUAUGAAGGAACACGGCGUCGCGCCGGAUAGGUAUACGUAUAACACGCUCAUCAGCUGUUGCCGCCGUAGGGCGCUUUACAAGGAGGCAGCACAGGUGUUCGAUGAAAUGAAGGCUUCUGGGUUCGAACCUGACAAGGUCACAUUCAAUUCGCUGCUCGAUGUAUAUGGUAAGGCGCGAAGGCACGACGAAGCAAUUGAGGUGAUCCAGGAGAUGGAGCGUGUGGGCUGCCCACCCAGUGUGGUGACCUACAACUCACUCAUUUCGUCGUAUGUGAAGGAUGGGUUGUUGGAACAGGCAGUUGCGCUCAAGCAGGAGAUGGAGGUGAAGGGAAUGAAGCCAGAUGUGGUGACAUACACGACAUUGAUCUCUGGCCUUGACAGAGCUGGCAAAAUUGAUGCAGCAAUUGUGGAAUAUGAUGAAAUGGUGAGGAACGGAUGCAAGCCAAACCUGUGCACAUACAAUGCAUUGAUCAAGAUGCAUGGGGUGAGGGGGAAGUUCCCAGAGAUGAUGGCUGUCUUUGAUGAGUUCAGGUCUGCUGGUUUUGUGCCGGAUAUUGUGACCUGGAACACGCUCUUAGCUGUGUUUGGGCAGAAUGGUUUGGAUUCUGAAGUGUCUGGGGUGUUCAAGGAGAUGAAGAAAGCUGGUUACAUCCCUGAGAGGGAUACGUAUGUUUCACUUAUUAGUUCGUAUAGUCGAUGUGGUUUGUUUGACCUAGCAAUGCAGAUAUACAAGAGGAUGAUGGAAGCCGGUAUAUACCCUGAUGUUUCAACUUAUAAUGCUGUUCUGUCUGCCCUGGCUCGUGGUGGGCGUUGGGAACAAGCAGAAAAGUUGUUUGCUGAGAUGGAGGAGCGAGAUUGUAAGCCAGAUGAGUAUAGUUAUUCUUCAUUGCUUCAUGCGUAUGCAAAUGCAAAGAGGUUAGACAAAAUGAAAGCUUUAUCAGAUGAUAUAUAUUCAGAGAGGAUAGAACCACAUAAUUGGCUAGUGAAAACAUUGGUCUUGGUCAACAGCAAAGUUAAUAAUUUAGCUGAGGCCGAAAAGGCUUUCCUGGAACUAAGACAGAAGCGGUGUUCAUUGGAUAUUAAUGUUCUUAAUGCCAUGGUUUCCAUAUAUGGGAAAAACAGGAUGGUCAGGAAGGUUGAGAAGAUUCUUUCACUGAUGAAGGAAAGUGCUAUCAACCUCAGUGCUGCUACCUACAAUAGCUUGAUGCAUAUGUAUUCUCGUUUAGGUGAUUGUGAAAAGUGUGAAAAUAUUCUCACUGAGAUCAAGUCAAGUGGUGUGCGCCCUGAUAGAUAUUCUUAUAACACUGUGAUCUAUGCAUAUGGAAGAAAAGGACAGAUGAAAGAAGCAUCAAGAUUGUUCUCUGAGAUGAAAUGUUCAGGUCUGAAACCAGAUGUUGUAACAUACAAUAUUUUUGUCAAGAGUUAUGUCUCCAACUCAAUGUUUGAGGAAGCUAUUGAGUUAGUACGCUAUAUGGUCACUCAAGGUUGCAAGCCCAAUGAGAGAACUUACAAUUCAAUAGUGGAGGGCUAUUGUAGGAAUGGAAAGUUGACUGAUGCCAAAAUAUUUGUUAGCAACCUUCCUCAGCUUCAUCCUGGAUAUUCUAAACAAGAACAGCAAAAUUUGUUUGAAGUUAUAGCAAAGUACACUCAAAGAUAGUUGAUAAAUAGAAUAUAUUCUUCGUAUUAUUGAGCAUGACUACCAGAUAACACUAACCUGUUGACGUUGGUGACUUGUAUUUCAAAGCAGAAACACACGGAUUAAUUGUUUUCUGAAUAAGGAAGAGAACACUGACAAUGGUAUAUAGUUAGUUUGUCUGCUCAAUUUGCUGAGAUAUUCAUAUUUGUUAAACCUCCAACCCAGAUAGAUGAGCCGCCUUGUUUUAGUAUAUGGUGCCUGUAGCAUUUUGAAUCUGAUCGGGUGGAAGUUUUUCCUGUAAACAAUGUGUUACAUGUGUAUGUUUCUUUUCAAAUGUUUAUGCAUGGUACAAGCUGAUAUAAUUAAAGUUAAUGGUUCAAAAUAUAUACCAUUUGGUA
Oryza sativa Japonica Group (Japanese rice) is the source of this 2847-nucleotide messenger RNA. RefSeq names its product pentatricopeptide repeat-containing protein At5g02860. Lineage: Eukaryota; Viridiplantae; Streptophyta; Magnoliopsida; Poales; Poaceae. The record is from RefSeq and is a predicted model, not a curated record. Gene Ontology annotation, molecular function: protein binding.